CACAGUCGAUAAUCUUACAAUAGUAUUACAUGCCUACCCAACUUCAGCGUUUAGCGUUGAUUACAUAGAAGAUAGGUUACUUUCGGGUAGGAGUGGCGAGUAAAUGGCCGCUAUAGAUGUCGCCCUGGAGGACACUGCGGAAGAUGGAGACCCUCGAGACCAGCUGACACGAAGUCCAAAUGACGCGUCGGAUGUCGCGGCUCUCGCGACGUGUCUCCACGAUGUGCUGGACGGGGACGAUGAACGGGUAGAUGCUGUGCGUCGUCAAUUCGAAGAAGUUCUCGGCGUCUACUCCGUUGGUGAAGCAUGGGAACUGUUCCGAGAGGAUUUCCAGCUCUCCCCGCUUCGCGCCGCCAUGGCACUGAGAGGGAAUGUACCGGGCCUUACCGUCUCGGACGCGAAAUCCCUCUUGUUCAAGAUCAAAACGGCAUCGGAGGGGGCCGUGGAGGAUCAGGGACACAGGGACGCGGAGACUGGCACCGUCGAGGACGCGGCGGAACUGUGGUCCCGAUGAGUGCACCAGCCGGCAUCACCGAAGCAGAGGAUGUGCCACCCCGCGUCAAGUCGCGUGGUGCUACUGGCGAGUUCAAAACAAACUGGUCAGAGCUUGGCGGUAUAGACCCAUAUGCAUGCUGCAUCAGCGGCGGCAUCAGGGGGUGGUUCAUCGGUGCUAAGACUGGCAACAUCGAGAAUAUUAUCAACCACGUCAAAACACGCCAGCACAUGAUGGCGUGCAAGCAAGAGACACAGCGGCUCAGCCAGCAGGGUGGCCUUGUCGCGCGGCCCAUGCCACCACCUGGAGUGCGAGACGUCAGCUGUGCCUGGCCACCUGACAUGCGCAUGCAUCUAUAUGGCAUGUCGGACGAGGCGGCAGAGGAGGAGUAUCAGCGCCUCUACAGCCAGUUUCAGCACAGGCGCACACGUCGGCGAGAGCAGCAGCCCAAUGCCUUAGACAGUGGGCGCCGCAUCUUACCGCGCACUUCACCCACUCCUGCACCUGGAGCGCGCACCGUUGGUCCCAACAUGGAUCCGGAGGCACAGCGCAUCGUCAGCCCCGACGUGGCGACAUGGAUAUCAGCGAUAGCGAGUCUGCUGCUGUGUCACCAUGGGAGGCGCGAUGGAAGGCAGAUCUUUCAAGCAAAUCUUUGGCUCUCUUACCUCGCGGACGCCGCCCUUGCGCGGCAUCAGCUGAACAUCUAG
Messenger RNA from Volvox carteri f. nagariensis, 1200 nucleotides. RefSeq lists its product as uncharacterized. The transcript is spliced from 5 exons. The record is from RefSeq and is a predicted model, not a curated record. The coding region runs from base 307 to 1200 and encodes 297 amino acids. NCBI's taxonomy places the organism in Eukaryota, Viridiplantae, Chlorophyta, Chlorophyceae, Chlamydomonadales, Volvocaceae.